Amphimedon queenslandica is the source of this 2101-nucleotide messenger RNA. Its product is annotated as transcription factor ETV6-like. Gene Ontology annotation, biological process: regulation of transcription by RNA polymerase II; cell differentiation. The transcript has 7 exons. The coding region runs from base 552 to 1859 and encodes 435 amino acids. The record is from RefSeq and is a predicted model, not a curated record. Gene Ontology annotation, molecular function: sequence-specific DNA binding; DNA-binding transcription factor activity, RNA polymerase II-specific. Gene Ontology annotation, cellular component: nucleus. Lineage: Eukaryota; Metazoa; Porifera; Demospongiae; Haplosclerida; Niphatidae.
UAACAUGCAGCUAUAGACCAUUACUGUUUACUGCAGACUGACAUUACCGGUUGUGUGUACUUGUUUGUUUAAUUGAGUGUAACAUUGAAAUAUUAGUAAAGGCGUGUGCAGUACAGCUAGAUUGUUAUUGAAUUUCUAGAGUCCAUCAUGUCCAAACACGUAAUUAUAAUAAACAUGUUGGUUAUGUCAUGCAUUUUGAGGUGUUUUGGUUUGCGUGGCUGCAUGUUGCCAGGAUACAUCCGUCGGUAUGUCUUCUCCUGAAAUAGAGGGUGCAUCCGGUAAGCGUGGUGUAAAGGGAAGGCAACAUCUUUCCGAGAAGGGCCAUGAAUCUCAUUAUGCUGUUCCGCGAACUACAGAAGGACCAAAUAAGGAAGACUAAUGAGAUUCAUGGGGUGUCAUAUUCCCUGAGCCAUAUAAACAGAUGUGUUCUUGGAAAUUCGCCAAUUCCAGCUUAGACUAGACUUAGCGUGAACUACUCUGUCGACGCCCGCUGCAUCAUUUCUCGGAGUUACUCCACAAAGAUACGAAAGUGCCAUCACUUGCUCUAGAAAAUGGCUACUGCACUUGCAGAAACGUAUCAUUCACUAAACAUACCAACUGAUCCUACGAUAGUUGCAACUAAUCUUUGGCUCUCGUCCCCCCCUCCCCCUCCUCCCCAUUCAGAUCCCACGGCACCGUACCUCUCUCACCAACUCUCUCCCAUCUCACCCUACCAGACUGGAUCAACUGAUAAUUUGACAGUGGACAUAAUGAACAGUGCUUCUCCACAUCAUCAUGGCUACAGCGAUACCAGUGGAGAUGGUGCAGUGCAUGGUAUGCAGCUGUAUAGGAGCAAUGGGCACAGUACAGAUUAUACUACUCCUACAGGCUCACUUGGUUGUACAGACAUAAUGACAACACAGCAGUACACAGGAGAGAGAUCCCCUGACUCUGGAAGUGAGUUUCAGCCCAGACAAUCUGUAAUUAUAAGUAAAGUAUACAGUCCUACGUGUCACAGCCCAUCAAGAAAUGACUAUGAUCCUCUACCGCUGGUACCAACCUGUACAGGACUGGUUUCAUCAUGCAGCGACUACCUGGGCAACGAGAUGCUUCAGUACUCAAACGCUGCCACAAUCCACCCACCCCACCCAGCUAUGUCCUACAGUCCAUCGCACUACACAACCACUAGCAUGAACUGUGACAUUCCCUGUCAACCAAUGUACUCACCGCGGCCCCAUCCUUACGUUGACUCCGGUAGUCCCAUUGGACAGGCUCCACAGUUACCAAUGGGAAUGAUGGACCAGACUACAGCUACUUGUACCUCCAUGAACGCUAGCAAUCCAAUCCAGUUCUAUCCAGAGACUCCAUCAGAUUUCUAUAUCGACACAAACGGACCUUCUCCUCCCUGCUUUCCUCCCCCUCCUCCUCCUUUCACUACCGAGGACUUCAUCAGACCUCACCAUCCACCAAAACCCAAUAAACGUCCAAGGAAGCCCAAGCCACCAGCAACAGUUGAUCCAAGUGAGAUUAAGGACAUACCAGCCUCAGCUCAGCUCUGGGAGUUCCUCCUGAAGGUCCUGAAGAAACCCAAAUAUGCCUACAUGGUCAGCUGGGAGAACCAACAAGAUGGGCUCUUUCGCUUCCACGACCCACCUGCAUUUGCUGCCCUCUGGGGCCGACACAGAAACCGACCAUCCAUGACAUAUGAUAAAGUAGCUCGUGCCCUCCGCUAUUAUUACAGAAGAGACAUAUUGGAGCAAGUAGGAGGAAGACUAACAUACAAGUUCAGCCCCAGAUUGUGCAAGCAGUUCUCAGUCUGCAGCAGCAGUAGCGAUAAAACAUCAGCCAUUUCUUCAUCAAGUAAAACGGCUAAAAAAUAACUAACUUCUACACAACACAUUCUAACACCUCUCUCUCUUUCGUUCCUCAAGCUCCUCCUCCUACUCCUCCCACUUCUCUCCUUGCUUCUUUCUAAUAAUGUAUGUACCGGUUUUUAUUACUACACAGAACUUAUAAUUAAUUAUUAAUUAUUAUUAUUAUUAUUAUUAAACAUACCCUCAGUGUCCUACAUGCUUUUUCUUUGGUACAAUUAUAUUAAAGUUGCAAACUAUAAGAAAAUGAA